Messenger RNA from Lactuca saligna, 1196 nucleotides. The record is from the annotation of a GenBank genome assembly. NCBI's taxonomy places the organism in Eukaryota, Viridiplantae, Streptophyta, Magnoliopsida, Asterales, Asteraceae.
AACACUACCAUUUUCUUUUCAUUUUCAAAUAUUCUCUGCGUUGAAUCACUUCAAAUUCAAAAUAAGAUUCAACGCCCUUUCAAUUGAAAAAAGAUCAAAAAAACAAAAUCUUCUUGAAUAAAUGGAUACUGAUACCGACAUAGAAGAGGGUAUCAACGAUCAAAGAGACAGGGCGGCAGCCGGAGACCGAGACUACCAACAACCGCUAGCGGCACCACUAAUCGAGGCGGCAGAGCUAGCCAAAUGGUCGUUCUAUAGAGCUAUCAUAGCAGAAUUCGUUGCCACCGGUUUGUUUCUUUACAUUACAGUUUCAACCGUCAUUGGUUACAAGAGAUCACAAAAUGACUCCACCAAGAAUACUCCCGGUUACUGUGGUGGCGUUGGCCUUCUUGGCCUUGCAUGGGCUUUCGGUGGCAUGAUAUUUGUCCUUGUUUACAACACCGCUGGCAUCUCCGGUGGACAUCUGAACCCUGCGGUGACGUUUGCCCUACUAUUGGCUAGGAAGGUGACUAUCCCAAGGGCCAUUAUGUACAUCUUGGCUCAAUGUUCAGGUGCAACGUGUGGGUGUUGGUUGGUUAAGGCUUUUGAAAAGACUUAUUAUAUGGUCAAUGGUGGUGGUGUUAAUGAGCUGCAACAUGGCUAUGGUCGACUCACCGCGUUAGGGGCUGAAAUUAUUGGCACUUUUAUCCUUGUGUAUACAGUACUCUCCACCACCGACCCAAAGAGAAAUGCUCGUGAUUCCCAUGUUCCUGUAUUGGCACCAUUGCCUAUCGGAUUUGCUGUUUUCAUGGUUCACUUAGCCACAAUCCCAAUAACCGGAACCGGAAUCAACCCAGCUCGUAGUUUUGGGCCAGCGGUGAUGUACAAUGAGAAAGAAACGUGGAAUGAUCAUUGGCUUUUUUGGGCCGGACCGAUGAUUGGAGCAGCUGGAGCGGAAUUUUACUAUGAACACAUUUUACGAGCACAUUUAACGUUGUAUCGCCACCACCAUCAUAUUACCCGACGUUGACGAUUAUAGAUUUUGGAUGGAUGAGGAUUUAGUUUUAUUAUUUUGAUUAACGAAGUGACGUUAUUCAUACUAGGAUUUGAUGUUGUAAGUUUUGUUUUAAAUAAUAACUUUUGUAUUUGUGUGUUUGGAACUUUUUUGUUGCAAUUACAAUCGCCAAAUCGAACCUUUUUAACGACGAGUACUCGAA